Messenger RNA from Serendipita indica DSM 11827, 291 nucleotides. Lineage: Eukaryota; Fungi; Basidiomycota; Agaricomycetes; Sebacinales; Serendipitaceae. The record is from the annotation of a GenBank genome assembly.
AUGGUCUCUGGACCACCACUCGACAUCCCAAUGCCGCCUGUCACGGCGGCGCGUCUACUGUUCUUCGUGCACGCUGACCGGUUAAUGUGCACGCUGUUAUAUAGUGCACUCGCAUUACUCGUCUGGGACCAUCUCCUGACGCUGAGACGAGAGGCGCGCUUCAUCUGGCGCGCCAAGUGGACUGUCAUCAAAACACUCUUCCUCUUCAACCGCUACAUAACCCUCAUCAUCAUCACUGGGAAUGCAAUCAUUGGCAGUGGCGUUGUCAAGAGUCUAACGAAUACUUUGUAA